AUGGUUGUUUAUAAUUUAUACAUCUUCAGCCGAACCGGGCAAUGUUUGUUCUAUCGUGAAUGGCUGCGAAGACAACAAACGAAUAUGACACAAGAUGAAGAAUUUAAAUUAAUGAACGGUUUUAUAUAUUCGGUGAAAUCUUUUGUGCGACGCCUAUCACCUACAGAUUUCAAAGAUGGCUUUCUAAGUUAUAAAACAAAUUGUUAUAAGCUGCAUUAUUAUGAAACGCUAACGGGAUUGAAAUUUAUUUUAAAUACAGAUAGCAAUGUUGGCAAUAUUCGUGAUAUUUUACACCAAUUAUACAGUACAAUAUACGUCAAUUAUAUUCUUAAAAAUCCUCGUUCUUCGGCGUCGGAUGUAAUAACUAAUGAACAAGAGAUAUUUAUUGAAAAAUUAGAUGAAUUUAUAAGUAACUUAUCGAUUUUUUCGCAAACAAAUAAAGCGUGA
Rotaria socialis is the source of this 447-nucleotide messenger RNA. The record is from the annotation of a GenBank genome assembly. Lineage: Eukaryota; Metazoa; Rotifera; Eurotatoria; Philodinida; Philodinidae.